UCGGGGAACAGGCUCGUUUCAUGUUGCAUCUAAUUAUUACUUUUUCCUGUAUCCGUUUGUCUCGUUUUUAAACAUUGGGGACAUUUUAAAGGAAGUAGCCUAUUGCUUUAACAUAUCAGGGGGCACGAGACCAACCGGGGGAAAUAGCGAUAAUUAAGCCGAAAUACCUAAUAAGUCCAAUAUAAAGUAUAUAUUUUUCGCCUGUAACUUAUUUUAUUUAUUAUUGUUUUACAAGAACGGGGCCGUCCUUUGAAGUCUCUCAAAAAGCGGUGGAAUAACGACACAAGCCUGUGCCCCCUACUAUGGAGACCGAGUCAACAGAUGGGUACCUUGAUAGCAACGGAAACUGCUCUCCUGGGAAGGAGAAGUCGAGGAUGCUGGCGGACCUGACGGCAGGAACACCUAACGGACAGCAUACACACCUCCCGGGCUCCCCCAUCUCAGCACACAGAAUCAAACAGGAAGAAGGGACAGAGGAACAGAGUGACAAAAAAACAGCAGACCUGGAGGAGACCACCCAAAGUGGGGAAGAAGGAUGCGAAUUGGAGGAACCGGUGACGGACAGCCCCAAUCACCUACCAGACGGGGGCACGGGGUCAGAUGGGCCGAGUGAUGGAGGGAUCCGAUUGCCCAAUGGUGACAGACCCUUCCAGUGUGGCCAGUGCGGUGUGUCCUUCACGCAGAAGGGUAACCUUCUACGUCACAUCAAGCUACACACCGGCGAGAAGCCCUUCAAGUGUCCCUUCUGUAGCUACGCCUGCCGCCGCCGUGACGCCCUGACAGGCCACCUGCGUACGCACUCUGUGGGUAAACCGCAUAAGUGUAACUAUUGUGGGCGGAGCUACAAGCAGCGAGCAUCAUUGGAGGAACACAAGGAGCGCUGUCACAACUACCUACAGAACAUCAGCAUGGACCCCUCCUCCAACUUGGGACCCCACCAAGGGGAUGUCCGGAGUGACCCCAAGCUCUUAAUGGACUCCCAUCCGAUGGUGGCAUUCGACAGGCCCCCGGUGAUCGAGAGGCUCCAGGGCAACGUGGGCAAGAGGAAGAGUACCACACCACAGAAAUUUGUGGGUGAGAAGCAGAUGCGCUACAGUUACCCUGAGCUUGGCUACGAAAUGGGCCUGAAGGAGGUGGAGGUCAUGCAGGGCCAUGUGAUGGACCAGGCCAUCAGCAACGCCAUCUCCUACCUAGGGGCUGACUCGCUGCGGCCCCUGGUACACCCCCCGCCGCUGCCCAUGGCUGAGGGAAUGCCCAUGGUGGCCCCGCUCUUCUACCCCAUGGGGCCUCGCAUCGAGCGCCCCAGUAGCCGCGAGGCCCCGCCCCCACCACCCCCUCCUGCCGAUUUGUCUUCAUCUCCCAAUGGGCCCCUCUGCCUCACACGCCGUAGGGGACCCCUGGCAGCCCGGGAGGAAUCGCCCAGUAACAGUUGCUUGGACUCUGCUGACUCGGAGCGCAGCAGCCCUCAGGACAGACCAGGCGGUCCCCUGGGCCAUGCCCCCUGCCCCAGGUCCAGCCCCUCCUGCCGUAAGGAUGACGGCCGAGGGGCAGAGCCGCGAGGCCCAGAACCAGCUGAGGUGUCGCAGGCCAGCAUGGCCGCGUUCAGUCGCACUGUGUCCAGGGAGGCUUACCGUGUCUUCACCCGGGAUGGCCAGGAGGUACGGGCCUUCCGCUGCGAGCACUGCCGAGUUCUCUUCCUGGACCACGUUAUGUACACCAUCCACAUGGGUUGCCAUGGCUACAGAGACCCGCUGGAGUGCAACAUAUGUGGCUGCCGUAGCCAGGACCGCUACGAAUUCUCCUCACAUAUUAUUCGCGGAGAGCAUACCUUCCACUAGGGGAAACCCUUGCUCGUGUCCAGCAGGUCUCCCUGGCGGAGACCAUGCAAGUUAUCCGCGCCUUGGACACACCUGUAUGACACAGGCUAUGUUACAUGAACCAAAUACACAUAAUUGUGGGUCCAAAAGGACAGUAAUCUGUUUCCCUUGUGUAGCCAUUUGAGAUUGUAUGACUGGAAUAAGUGAAGUGAAUUGUGGUGCGUUGUACUGGUAUGAUUCAGAACCCCUUUCUGAGCACUGUUGUCUUUUCUUGUAUUUGAAGUCUUAAUUUUAGCGAAGCAGCUAUUCAUGGGGACUCUUCCGAAAUACCUGUGAACUCCUCUCUCCAGGACAGGCUCUGCAUGUGCUGCCAUUACUGUCCAGUUUACAUCCAGUGGAGCUUCCGGAUCAUUCCUGCAUUGGCCUUCCAUAUUUCAUUGCCAUCCACUUGCACCCUUAGACGGUUCUCUGAAAUAUUACAAGGUCAUGCGCUUUGAGACAAAACAAUGAAGUGUACUUAGAGUUUCGCUAUUGCCGUUCCAAAACAAGUUAUUCCCCUCAGUGUGGAACCAAACCUUCCUUCGUGUCGUGCUGUGAUUAGGUCUUGCAAGUGGAAGUUAUAUAGCCAUUUCCUGUGUACACCAGCAAAGUCAAUCUCUACUCUCUCUUUUCUUUAAUAUUUUGCUAGUUUAUCUGUGACAUUGCGUAUUGCCCACUGGAAUAGUAGUGCCUAAAGUCAAAUGGCGAAUCUAAGUGCUAUAAACCAGCACUUUUCACAGCCUUCAUGGAUUUAGAAACCUUUCUCACAUCUGUUUAUGUGUCAGAAAAGCUGAAGGAGUGCCACGCCACAACGUCGAAAACAGAAAUCUCUGUCCAACUUGCAUCUUCAACCUGGUUGCCUCGCACCUAAGAGUGAGAUUCUCUGUAAUGACCAGGUUCCUUGUCUAUCUGUGCAGUGUAAUCACCCUGCCAUCUUGUGCUGAACAUAUUUCAGACAUCUAGUAAUUCUUGCAGUUAAUAUUGCUUCAGUUGCUUUGAUUAUGUUGGCCUGGUUCCAAUGUAACGAUUAUGGUCCCCCCCCCCCUCCUCAUGUGACAUUUGCUGUUGUUACCCCUGUUGAUCGGCUACUAUUGUUAGGCAAUCGCAUGCGACUGUCGAUUUUGCAGAAUUCUCAUGCGAUGUCCCAGUGCAUGUCCAUUUUGAAGGAAUCACUGAGAAUACCUCAGGUGAGAUCCCCAGCGAUCGCACAGCUCCGGGGGUAUUCACUCGCUAGUGCUGUAGCCGUUGGAGAUUGCUGUAGCCUUUAUCCUCCCCUGUGAAUCAUCUGCAAUGGAGGACCGAUAGAUGAAGUAUUAUGAUUCCAUUGUGCCAAUAGCCAGAUUCAUUCUGAUUCUUAAGUGGCAAACUCAUAUCCAGGUCCAGUCGUCUGGGAUUCCUUCUCUAACCCUAUUUAUCUGCUUUACUUUCCCUCAGCCAUUUUCGCCAAAGAUAUUUUGUUCAGGGUUCAACUGGAUUUUCACUUGUUGCAUGUUCUGGAAGUAUAUUACAGAAACUAAAAGUUCUGUAUUUAAGAUAUUUUAGCAUAAUGGGAAGUUAUAUAUCUUGGGGUCUGAAGCUGUUUUUUGUGAUAAGUUAAGGCCUUAUUAAAUUUGUAUUUAUUUUUCUUUUUUCUUUAUAGGAUGGUGUGAAGUAUAUUUUUCGGGUUGUUCAUAAUUAUAAUAGCGUAUUAUUAAGACAUAAGACUGUUUGCACAGUCUGUUUGCUGAGCCUAUAUAACUGCUUAAUGAGAAACGAAAAGGUUGUGUGUUUUUUUUUUUUUUGUUACCAAUGUGCUUUUUCUUUCGUGAAAUGCUCCCGAGUUUGCCCGGCGCAAUCAGUGAAGUAACAGUUUUGUACCAAAUGAGAAUGUGUGACUCAAGCUGGUUUCCACAAGAACUCCGAAAAUGCAGCCCAAACACUGGGGCUUCAGCUGUUUAAUGUCUGUGGUUAUUGUUUCGUCCCUGUGAAGAUAUCUAGACCUUUGUGCCUCCCGAGCUGAUCCUCGCCGUUCUCUGCUGUUUGAAGGAAGACCUCCAAUGUGUGCGUGAAAAGGGCCGCCGCUCGACGUGAACGAGUACCGUUCAUUCUUUUUACUGGGCAGCUUUUUUUUCUGGCAUAUUUUAUUUAUUUAUUUUUUUGUUCAGAUAUUUUUUUUCUUUAGAUGUAGUAAUGAGCCACAGAAUGGAACAAAAAAUGCCUACAGUUCAAAUGAAAUUCAGAGUUUAUCUGGAAACAGUUUGUAUUUCGUUAUGGUCAAUUUGCUUUAUGUUGAGAUAUUCCGUAGAUUUUUUAUUUUUAUUUCUUAAGUUUAGCUGGUAGGUCUCCUGACGCCUAUGCAGUGAGGGGUACCUGUUUGAUACCCCCCCCCCCCCGAUGAGCUCAUUACUUUCACAAUACAGUUUGAAAAUUCAUGGUCAUGUUACAUGACUCAAAAAUAAUGGGGACCAAGAAAAUGAAGUGGCUCAUUGGAAUCUACACUCAGAUGUGUGUGUUUUUAUGACAAGUUACAAUUAAGGGUUUUGUGCAAAUUGGUAGAAAAUGACUUAAGAGAAAUUGAUUAAAUAGACCUGGCAAAGGACCCUAGCCAUGGACUUACAGUAAAUUCCUUUUUUAUUCGGAAAUCCCAUCGUAGACAGGUGGCCGAAGAAGUCGCUGUGUCGUCCUGUCCAGUCAGAAGUCUGAUGUGUUUGUAAACUUGUAAAAUCCAUGUUCACAUUUAAAACAAGGAAUUUGAACGUUUUGUGUAAAUAUGUGUGCCGAAUUUAAUGAACACAAAAGCGUGUUCUUAUUUUAAGUCUUGAAAGUUGAUUAUACUUGAAGAGGAGCCCUAGCAUAGGAUUUAAGACAGCAUUUAAUUUUAAGUGCAAUGGAUGAAUCUUUUUUUAAAAAAAUAAAGUGUAAAUAAUUGAGCAAAAAGAAGAAAAAUGGAUUUUAACUACUGCUGAAUGGAAAACUGGCAAAGGAAAUGUUGCAGUGUAUUUUUGUAAAAUACAUAAUAUAUGAAUUGUAUACAUUUUUUACUGAAUAUAAUGGCUUUAUACUGUUCUAACUUUGGCUCAGAGUUCAGUGGAAAUAAAUAUAGGGAUCUCAGGUACUUUUGUCUGCAGUGUAUUUCCCAGUUUACUGCUGAAAUAUUUGUAAUAAAAAAAAAUAAAGAUGUGCUAAAGAAAAAAAAA
Molecule: messenger RNA, 5032 nt
Organism: Brienomyrus brachyistius
Lineage: Eukaryota; Metazoa; Chordata; Actinopteri; Osteoglossiformes; Mormyridae
Gene: ikzf2
Product: IKAROS family zinc finger 2
Exons: 8
Coding region: 303-1838 (511 amino acids)
Biological process (GO): regulation of transcription by RNA polymerase II
Molecular function (GO): DNA-binding transcription factor activity; RNA polymerase II cis-regulatory region sequence-specific DNA binding
Source: RefSeq, a predicted model, not a curated record